CCGCAGAUCGUACAGUUCUGUUUGGGCCUUGCUUACAAUUAGGAUCCGGUCGGCAGUAAAUCUUUAAUUUUUGCGCACUUUCUUGACUUGAAGAAAUCUUCGAACAAGAUGUCCAAGUUGGGAGCUAUCUUGAUGUUCAGUUUGUGCCUGUAUGUGGCCACGGCUCUGGCCGAACCACGCCUGCAGCAGGUGCAGGUUCAGGGGCGGGGUCAGGUGCAGGGACAGAGGGUGCAACAUCCCUACCUCUUCCUGACCAUUCCCAAGGGCCGUGCCAAUGCCGGUGCUGUUGUCAAGGGUUUUGAAAUUGUCGAGGAGGAGGACGACCAAGACCAGGACGAUCUUCAGGAUGAGGAGCAGAAUGACGACAACGACAACGAUGAGGACGAUGAACUGGAGCACCAGCUGGGUCUGAACUUUGCCCGCAGUGGCCUGGCCUACAGGAAAAACCAGGAGGACGACGAGCAGGAUGAUGAUCAGGAACAGGUUCUGGAUGCCCAGCUACCCAAAAAGCAGAUGAUGGUCCAACGGGAUCAGGCUGGCGCCAUUAUGGUACCAGAUGGCAUCAUCGAGAUCGAGGGCCAGAGUGUUCUGGACGAGAAGACCGGCAAGGCUGCUCUCCUGGUGCCCCGUGCUGCCUUGGACGCCAUUCCCGAUGGCGCUGUAGUGGCCCUAAUGGAACGAUCAGCCUCCAACACCGCUGGCGAUGAGGUCGAAGAAGAACGAGCCAAUCGCGUGGUGGUGCGCAGACGCAAGAACAACGGACGCAGAAACAUCCGCCGUCGUGGCAUCAACAACAACAACCUACGACGCCGCCGUCGUCCUGCUCAGCGUCGUCGCCGCGGUGGAAACCGCAGGCGCAACGUUCGCGUCAUCCGUCCCCAGGGCGGCAACCGGAGGCGUGGCAACCAGAGGCGUCGCGGUGGCCAGGUCGUCCUUCAGGGUUAAGACCUAAAAUCUAGGUCAUCCAGCCCCUUUCUAUAUAGUAUUAAAGUUAAGAUCAACUACCGAUCAGGACACACGAAUUUGAAAAAACUUGAUAACGAUGCGACAAAUAAAAUGUGAUAUGAAAAUUAAA
Molecule: messenger RNA, 1075 nt
Organism: Drosophila eugracilis
Lineage: Eukaryota; Metazoa; Arthropoda; Insecta; Diptera; Drosophilidae
Product: kinesin-like protein KIF21A
Exons: 1
Coding region: 109-945 (278 amino acids)
Source: RefSeq, a predicted model, not a curated record